Molecule: messenger RNA, 829 nt
Organism: Lactuca sativa (garden lettuce)
Lineage: Eukaryota; Viridiplantae; Streptophyta; Magnoliopsida; Asterales; Asteraceae
Product: exocyst complex component EXO84C
Biological process (GO): intracellular protein localization; Golgi to plasma membrane transport; exocytosis
Cellular component (GO): exocyst
Source: RefSeq, a predicted model, not a curated record
AGUUUUUGAAUUUUCAGGAAAUGAUGAGAUGUUGCCAUUGUCACCUCGCCUUGCCUCUCCUUUGUCCACUUUUGCUAUAUCUUCUGAUGGGAUGCUUGUUGAAAGUGGGACCCGUUUCAUCUUCAUGGUAAAAGAUAUAGUGGAGCAACUAACACGCCUAGUCAUCUUACACUUUGGAGGAAAUAUUUUAACAAGAAUUCUAAAACUUUUUGAUCAAUACAUGGAUGAAAUCAUAAAAGCUUUACCUGAACCUUCUGAAGAUGACAGUUUAGUGGAGUUAAAAGAAGCGGUACCUUUUAAAGCUGAAACAGAUUCCCAACAACUCUCCCUUUUGGGAACUACAUUCACUAUUGCAGAAGAGCUGUUACCAAUGGUUAUGUCAAGAAUAUGGAGUGUUUUAAACAAAAGCAAGGAAGCAGGAAAUGACAAUACUGCUCCUCUAUUGAAUAGUGGGAUAGAUUAUAAGGACUGGAGGAAGCAGCUUCAGCAUUCACUGGAUAAGCUUAGAGAUCAUUUAUGUAGACAAUAUGUGUUGAAUUUUAUAUAUUCAAGAGAUGGGAAAACACACCCUGGUUAUUUAUGUGGUGAAGGUGAUGAUGUUAGUUGGAAUUCUGAUCCUUUGCCUUCUUUGCCCUUCUAGGCAUUAUUUGGGAAGCUACAAUAGUUAGCAACAGUUGCUGGAGAUGUGUUACUUGGGAAUGAAAAGAUACAGAGAGUGUUGCUUGCAAGGCAGACUGAAACUGUUGUGAUAUGGGUGAUGUCUAAUGAAGAGGAUUUUUGGGGUGUUUUAGAAAAUGAAGUGGCAAAACUUCAGCCACAAGGAUAACAA